CUUGCAAUCUCUCGACCGCGCGUGUCUCCGCUAAUUUCCAAUCUAACAGUUCGAUUAACGCACAUUUCGACGCGUAUUAAUAAUUUUUAAUUUCAGAUAGAGAAAGCAGUAAGUUGAACCGAGGUUAAAGUUGAUUCGCAUUGACCGAAAUGGACAUCAGAGGAUCGAAUGCCGAUUAAUUAAUUUGCCAAGCGAUACCUGUAGCAUUUCGCUAACAUAUUACACUAUUGCAGUGACAAUAGCAUUAGUAAUUUUUACCGUAAGAAAGAAAGACUAGGGACAGUAAAUUGUACCUACAGCUAAGACUACCGAGCAAGUCAAUCGUUAAUUAAAUUAAUUGAAGAUCGAUCGUACAUCUCCGACAGAAACGUUGUUUUUGUGUGGACUCGCAACAUUUCUGUCUCUCUAGAGCGUUGAUCUUUUUAAACAAGCUAGCCAACGAUUUAAUUUGCAACUAGAAUCUCCUAGGGUCGAGAAUUCUCGUAUCGCGCCUGAUUGAAAAUCCUUUUUGCGAUGGGAAGUACGGAAACACGUAGGGAAGUAAAAAGGAGAAAGAUCCUCCGCGAUUAACAUUCCAAGCAUGGAGGGUGUCGAGGCUGAAGAACCGGAACGUGUCAAGGCCGAGGUGAAGCCCGAAAUCGCGCGGCUCUGUCAUCAGGAAUUGGCGAAGUCGACCAAGGCGACCAUAAACGAUCUCGUUGAGCGCGAGCCGCUGCUCCGCGGGCUGCCUGCGGACGUCACGGUGGAAGAGCUGAAGUCGCAGACCGCGGUCGCGCAGGGCCAGGCCAUAACGUUAUUCUUGAACCGCGGUGCACUGCCGAGGCUCGCAGUGGUGGUACCGCCGCACAACACAACGGUGCUCGACCUGAAAAAGGCCGUCAAGCGACACAUGAACUUGUCCCUGAAGAGAGAACGCGUGAAGAAGAAGAUAAGCUGGAAGCACAUCUGGAAGAAAUAUCACCUCCGCUUCGAGGACACGCUGCUCGCCAACGACAGAGAGAACAUCAAAGCUUACGGCAUCGCCAACAGGGUGGAAUUGCACUUCGCCAAGAGGCGCAGGGAGAAGAAUAAGCUGAGAUAAAGAACACUUUAUUUGUACAAAAGUUAACGACUUCUGUACAAAUUUACUGCUCGCGUUGUUUCGCUUAUGUCCAGUAGUACUUCUGUCGAGCAUUUGCGACUUGCGGCGCCCAGCGAUUGAGAUUGUGCGAGUAACAAUUAAACACUUUGUAAAUAAUGAUAAAUACGUCGUGGUGUC
Messenger RNA from Vollenhovia emeryi, 1258 nucleotides. RefSeq names its product U11/U12 small nuclear ribonucleoprotein 25 kDa protein-like. Gene Ontology annotation, cellular component: U12-type spliceosomal complex. NCBI's taxonomy places the organism in Eukaryota, Metazoa, Arthropoda, Insecta, Hymenoptera, Formicidae. The transcript is spliced from 3 exons. The record is from RefSeq and is a predicted model, not a curated record. The coding region runs from base 581 to 1081 and encodes 166 amino acids. Gene Ontology annotation, biological process: mRNA splicing, via spliceosome.